CAACAACAACCACCAAUUCUCCCCUCUUAUCUCCCCCACUUCUUCCCUCCUCCUCAUCUCCGUGAUGGAUCGUUGACCCUUUCCUCCCCUAACUUCAUUGACAGGAGACCGGUCCCCUCUUGCUGGGUAGACCUCCCGAACAACCCGCGGUUGUCGGUCCUCGAUGAAUUACCAAUCAAUCACCAUGGCAGAUAAUGCCCCCGACAACAGCCGUCAACAGGACCGCCUAUCGCCCAGGUCCUCCGUUGACGGAAAUGGACGAUGGGCUUGCCACGAUGGUCUUCACAACACUGCUCCCGCCCCCCAGAGCUUCACCGCGCGAUCCUUGCUCGUCGGCCUGCUCGUCGGCGCCCUCAUCACCUUCUCCAACACCUACUUCGGCCUGCAGACAGGAUGGAUCAGCACCAUGGCCAUGCCCUCCGCCCUGAUCGGCUUCUCGGUUUUCAAGGUCCUAUCCAAGCACCUCUCCUACCCGUUCACCCCCGUCGAGAACGUCCUCAUACAAACGGUGGCGGGCGCAGUGGGCACCAUGCCGUUGGGAUGCGGCUUUGUCGGAGUCAUCCCCGCCCUGGAGUUCCUCAUCAGGGAUGGGGAGGAUGGCCCGUCUGGUGACGGCGGCUCAGGAGAGGGUGGGCCUCUGAAGCUAAACUUCUGGAAGUUGGUGCUCUGGAGUCUGGGUGUGUGUCUGUUUGGGGUCGUGUUCGCCGUCCCUUUGAGGCGGGAGGUGAUUGUUCGGGAGAAGCUGAAGUUCCCGAGCGGCACGGCAUCGGCACUGAUGUUGAAGGUGCUGCAUGGGAGCGGAUCCGGCGAUGAGAAGGCGAAGCCCAGGGUGGAUGACGUCGAGGACGUUCAGCAGCGUCAGGAAGAAUACGAAGCGCCUGUAGAAUCUGGGGAAAGUGCGUUUCUGCUUAAACAGAAUAGCUCUGAUGACUCCGUUGAUAACCAAAAGGACUGGAGAUCGAAGAUGCGUCUCCUGGUGGGCGCCUUCGCGGUUUCCGGGGUUUAUACUCUCUUCUCCUAUUUCGUCCCGCAGGUUCGUGAUAUCCCGAUCCUGGGUCUCUACCUCGCGAAAAAUUGGUUAUGGACCCUCAAUCCGUCGCCCGCCUAUGUCGGCCAAGGCAUCAUCAUGGGUCCCUCGACCUGUAUGCACAUGCUCUUUGGAGCCGUUCUCGGCUGGGGGAUACUCUCGCCACUUGCCAAAGCGCGUGGAUGGGCCCCUGGGCCGGUGGACAGCUGGGAGGAUGGAAGUAAAGCAUGGAUUGUAUGGAUCUCACUGGCCAUCAUGCUGGCCGACUCUCUCGUCAGCCUUGGCUGGCUGGUGCUGAGGCCCCUCGUACCCCUUGUCCUCAAGCUGCAAGACCGACUUCUCCGGACUCACAUCGGGCGUCGGAUGCUCCCGAGAGGAUCCACGCCUCCCCACAGCCAGUCGUACAUCAACUAUUCCGUCCUCAGUCCCAUCACCGAAGAGUCAUCCAUUCCAAGCCACUCCGCCCCCUCCACCGGGCGACCCAGCACGGCCGGUGUCGAAGAUGACGAUGCGCCUCCCUCCCAGCUGAUCUCCUCCCGGACCGUGAUCAUCUUACUCCCCCUGACCCUCCUCCUCAACGUCGUCUGCAUGCACGUGGUCUUCGGCGACAUCAUGUCCCCUCUCCUCUCCAGCCUCGCCACCCUCCUCGCCGUCCUCCUCUCAAUCAUGGGCGUCCGCGCGCUAGGCGAAACAGACCUGAACCCCGUCUCCGGCAUCAGCAAGCUAACCCAGCUGCUCUUCUCCCUCGCCACCCCGGCCUCGCACUUCUCCCGCCGCACCGCGCUUGUCACCAACCUCCUCGCCGGUGCGGUGUCCGAAUCCGGCGCCCUCCAAGCCGGCGACAUGAUGCAGGACCUGAAAACCGGCCACCUGCUCGGCGCCAGCCCCAAAGCCCAAUUCUACGGCCAAAUGAUCGGCAGUCUCGUCGGCGCCGUCCUCUCCACCGCCGUCUACAAGAUGUACGUGCGCGUCUACGAAGUCCCCGGCCCCAUGUUCCAAACCCCGACAGCCUACGUGUGGAUCUUCACCGCCCGUCUCGUCACCGGUCAAGGUCUUCCCCCGAUGGCAUGGCAAGCUUCCCUGGUCGCAGGCCUGGUUUUCGUCGCCGUGACUAUCCUGCGCAUUGUCGCCGCCUCCCCCAUCGCCAACGGCGGCCGUCGCGACGUCUCCCACCCCUGGCGCGACUUUAUCCCCGGCGGUAUCGCCGUCGCCGUGGGCAUCUUCAACGUCCCAUCCUUCACAUUGGCCCGAGCCAUUGGCGGCCUCAUCGCCUGGUGGUGGUCCCGCAGACACACCCACACCCACGCCGCAACUGACCCCCAUGCUCAGCAGAACAUACCUGGCUCUGAGGCGAGAGAUCAACUCGCUGGAUCGUCCUCCGGACAACCCGCCGCCGCCAAAGACGCCGACGUGGCCUCUUCUACGGUCGUGGUUCUCGCUUCCGGAUUAAUUCUCGGCGAGGGAAUCAUCAGCAUCGUCAAUCUCCUUCUUGCUAGUGGAGGUGUUCCGCACCUUUAAAUAGGAUUCAGUAUUAUUAGACUUGCCUCAACUGAUGAUUGGCUGAUCAUCAAUGAAUACUUGCAUAACAUACCCACAUGUAUAUAUAUCUGUUCAGGAGAGAGGGAUAAAUCCCAGUGUGUCUGGAUUAAAUCACUCCAACCCCACCUCAACCCUACAUUCAAGAGUAUUCUACUACCAUUCAUGAAUGAUAAAAUAAAAG
Molecule: messenger RNA, 2747 nt
Organism: Aspergillus heteromorphus CBS 117.55
Lineage: Eukaryota; Fungi; Ascomycota; Eurotiomycetes; Eurotiales; Aspergillaceae
Product: OPT family oligopeptide transporter
Exons: 2
Coding region: 164-2545 (793 amino acids)
Cellular component (GO): fungal-type vacuole membrane
Molecular function (GO): oligopeptide transmembrane transporter activity
Source: RefSeq, a predicted model, not a curated record